AUGAUACUCCUUUUAGCCUUUUUUUGGCCAAGAUUUAAGAGAGAUGAUAGCAAACACAAUGCGAGUAUGGACAAAUCUUAUCAGAAAAGGACACUUUAUAGUUCAACGCAGUUUGAAAAAAUUCGAAUAACAUUAGAUUUUCAAUAUUUCGACGGAACUUCAUCAGAUCCUCUUAUGUGCAAAAAUAUUGGCGAUAGUAUUACAUGGCACGAUGGAAAUUAUCAAUGUACUGUAGAAGAUAUUCCGAAUUCUACAAAAAUUGAAGCAUUUAAAGGUACAAUGAACAAUGUUAAAGAUUAUCUAGAGCGGUUUCUUAAAGUUAUACAUUACUCCGACCCAAUUUUGUUAAAAUCAGAUUCUACAAGAGAGAAAUCAAUCGUUGAAGGUACAAAUAUUUCUAACACAGAUCUUUAUUUAGUAUUCUUUUUACGGCCAUUUGGAGAUAAUCCAUUUACUUCACUGUCGAUUUCAAAAAAAGAUGAAACUUACAAUCGGGCCGUUCAAGCAAACAUUUAUAUGCAACAAAGCGAUUUACCUGAUAUUGUUCAAAGUGAAGAUUCAGAACCUAAUGGUGAAUUUUAUAGUAUUUUAUCAUUUAUUCUGAGGUAUACUGCGAUUUCGGAUCAAUUUAUAUAUAAAUUUCAUCCGAAAUAUAAUUCAAAUCCAUAUACUUCAAUAGUUUGCAAUCUAACUAAGUAUGGGAAGAAGUUUUCAAUUCUUACAACUCCUCAUGCACAUCAUUUUGCAAUCAAGAACUACGGAAAUUCAACAUUUUAUGGAGACGACAAUAAUUGUCCAAGUGGAAUUGUAAUUGAAGAUAGCGGCAAUGCAGCAGGAGGCGCACCAGAAUCAACAAUAUAUUACUCUGAUAUUAGCAAUUCAGAUAGCACAAAUAAUAAAAAUGGACAAUUUAAGCGUGUGAGUGAUGUAACAAUGGCGUUCCUUUUAGAUAGUGGAAACUAUGAAGUCAAUUGGUCAAUGGGACAACCGAUGAUAUGGGGAAACAAAGAUUCGAUUAAUGGAAAAUUUAUGAAAGGAUGGCCAUUGUCACCACCACAGACAACAUUGCCUGAUAACUACUUCUUCAAUCCAAAUACACCACAAAAUACAGCAGGAUAUGUAGGGAUGCGUUAA
This is a messenger RNA of Trichomonas vaginalis G3, 1134 nucleotides long. Its product is annotated as regulation of choline O-acetyltransferase protein. Gene Ontology annotation, molecular function: metalloendopeptidase activity. The record is from RefSeq and is a predicted model, not a curated record. Lineage: Eukaryota; Parabasalia; Trichomonadida; Trichomonadidae. Gene Ontology annotation, biological process: cell adhesion; proteolysis. The coding region runs from base 1 to 1134 and encodes 377 amino acids. Gene Ontology annotation, cellular component: cytoplasm; membrane. The transcript has a single exon.